Messenger RNA from Alternaria hordeiaustralica, 1149 nucleotides. RefSeq lists its product as uncharacterized. Bases 1 to 1149 code for a protein of 382 amino acids. The transcript is spliced from 2 exons. NCBI's taxonomy places the organism in Eukaryota, Fungi, Ascomycota, Dothideomycetes, Pleosporales, Pleosporaceae. The record is from RefSeq and is a predicted model, not a curated record. Gene Ontology annotation, molecular function: structural constituent of ribosome. Gene Ontology annotation, cellular component: mitochondrial large ribosomal subunit.
AUGCACCUCCGCUCCCCGAACUUUUCUGAGAUCUCGAGAUGGCAGCGGCUGCAUCGAGAUACCGCGGAGGGCACUGGGAGAAAUGAACGCCGGACAGCAGACAACGAGGCGAUUGGCCUCAAGAGCCGGUAUGGGAUGCAAUUGGGGCUAGAGGCAACUGGAGCGCUGACGAACGAAGGUCAAUCAAUAUGUCGCUCAUGUAGAGACACCGUCGCCCGCACAUAUGCAUCCGCUGCCGCCGCCGCCGUCCAAACCGAGGACCAAGUCGCCCAACACAUUCCUCCCGUUGCCCAGGUAUCGCCGUCAACAUCCCACGCCGUCAACGCAGGUGUCGUCCUGUCCCGCCCCCCGCAAAUAACACGCGACCUCCACCCUUUCGAAGCGGCCUUUUUCCUGUACCAACGACGAUUGAACGAACGACUUGCGCUGCCCUUUACAAGAUACUUCUACGUAAAGAAGCGAACACCUGCAGACCUAGAAUGGAAACGGAAAAUGAAGCAACGGCUGACCCCCGCCCGCGACAUCGGACGAUACCAAGGCUACGGAGACGAAGCAUGGAAUGACGAGCUCCUCGUAGGAGCACAAGAGAGCGAAUUUGAACACCAGGUUGGCAAGCUGAUCGAGGACGCUGAGCAAUCUGGCCUGGAGGACGCAUCGGACACCACUGGCGCAAAGAAGAUGGAGCGCGAGCCCGUAGAGAAGCCAAUGCCGAGGAUAACAGAAGCGGAUCAGAAAAACGACACAAAGAGCUUGAAUCGCGCGCUUCAGAGAACGCUAUAUCUGCUUGUUAAGAAUAAGGAGGGGCAAUGGCAGUUCCCACAGGAUCGCUUGAAGGAGGAGAAUCUGCACGGCGCAGCGAGUCGUAUCAUCACACACACCGGUGGCAUCAACAUGAACACUUGGCUGGUCGGCCACGUGCCAAUUGGUCAUCACCAAGUGGACUACCGCGAACCCAAGCCCACGGGCGAUCUCAAGGAGUACGGCUCGAAGACCUUCUUCCUGAAGGCGCGCAUCAUGGCCGGCCAGGUCAACCUCAAGGAGAACAAGCUUGGUCUUCAAGACUUCAAGUGGCUAGCCAAGGACGAAUUGCAGAAGGAGGUAGACGGCAGCUACUGGCGGCAGAUCAAGAACAUGUUGGCAGAGCGAUGA